AUGGCUGCGUGUUAAUCUACAGAAAACCGAAGCAUGAUCCCAGUCGAAGAAAAGGCGAUGCAGUAUUAUCUGUAUCCGCCUCCGAUCGCUAGAUACGAAGAUGUUAUAGCUAAUCCUAAACUCUUCAUGGAUACUCUUGGCAACUUCCAUGCUGCCAUGGGGACUAAAUUCAUGAUUCCCAUCAUCGGGGGCAAGGACCUUGACUUGCAUCGCCUGUUCGUUGAAGUCACUUCGCGUGGGGGCAUUAAGAGGGUUCUUGAAGAGAAGAAGUGGAAGGAAGUGACGAAUUCGUUCAGUUUUCCGCCUUCAGCUACAAACGCUUCUUUUAUCUUACGGAAGUAUUAUAUGUCGCUCAUUCACCACUUCGAACAAGUCUAUUACUUUAAGGCGAAAGCUUGGACUCCCGUUUCUACUGAUACUUGGCAGAGUACGAAGUCUACGUUAACUUCGACUUCCGGAAUUCAAGUGACACCGAUGAAGAGACAGAGGACGACUACUAUAGAGGACUCGUUGCCUAAAGCUUCUCCAGAACCGUCAAUCGGCUUCCCAGUGACGGGCAUAAUUGACGGAAAAUUUGAAAGCGGGUAUCUUUGUACCGUCAUGAUAGGCGGAGAGCCGCUACAAGGCAUUCUUUAUCAGUGCAAUGGACACCCGUCGUACCAAACAUCAGAUCAUCACGGUGUAGUAACUCAAGGCCAAACUACAAGCGGAAAUGCAGCUCGACCAUCAACGAUGGUAAGGCGUAGGCGUAGGAAGAAAUCCGAAAUCAAAAAGAGGGAUCCCGCUCAUCCUAAGCCCAACCGAAGCGGCUAUAACUUCUUUUUCGCUGAGCAGCAUGCCAGGCUCAAACCACUUCAUCCUGGAAAGGAUAGAGACAUCAGUAGAAUGAUCGGUGAACUUUGGAACAACUUAACUGAUUCGAAAAAGGCGGUCUACCAAGAGAAAGCCAUGAAAGAUAAAGAACGAUACAGGAUCGAGAUGGAGCAUUACAGGGAGAGUUUAAGAACAGGACGGCUCGUAAGCAAUGCCGUGCCGUUGCUCCAACAGCUGUUCAAACGAGACGUUAACAUGAUGGAGUUCAACGAGACCUUCGAAACGGAUGGCGGAGUCUCUCCUCAAACUCCCGAAAACGAGCUUACUUCUGGUGACAAAAGCAGCUUCGAAGAUGAAGGAAAAACCGCUGAUACAGAUUCGAAUUUCGGAUUACCGCUGGUUGGAGCUGAGAUUGCGAGCAUGCAGACGGUAUCCGGUGGACUCAUGAAGACGGUGAUUGGAGGUGAAGAAUUCCCGAGGGACAUUGAAAUGGAUCCGAAAGAAUCAAAUCAGCAAGAAUCCAUAUCUGUUCACAAGAAUGAAUCGAAACAUGACGAAAAAUCUCGUCACGAUGAACCAACGAUGCCGGUUACCAUAGACGAAAACGAGAAAAAACACCAGUUUGCAUCUAUGCUCGAGAAAAUGCCAGUUGAGUUCGAUGGAACGGUUGAACACAGGACUUUAGCGGUCGAAGAAUUAGAACAAGUAACGAGUGAAACUCAAGUUCAAUAUGAGCCCAAACCUCUCGACCCUAUAGAAUCAGCAGCUGUAAGCAUGAAUCUCGAGCAAGAACCCCAUGUUUUGCAAGAAAACAUUCCGAAGGUGAUCGAUGAUGGGGCUCAAAUUGAAGCAGCGCCUACUAAUGAGGUCGAGCUACGGCCCCCCGAAGGAAGAGGGCUUGACUGA
This is a messenger RNA of Cynara cardunculus var. scolymus (artichoke), 1719 nucleotides long. RefSeq names its product high mobility group B protein 15. The record is from RefSeq and is a predicted model, not a curated record. The transcript has 7 exons. Lineage: Eukaryota; Viridiplantae; Streptophyta; Magnoliopsida; Asterales; Asteraceae. Gene Ontology annotation, molecular function: DNA binding.